AUGUCAAAUCCAUCAUCAUUACGUUUUACUGGUUUUAUUCGUGAUGUUCGAACAUCGAAACGUAAUUUACAACAAACAUUAUCACAGCCAACAACAACUACAUCGACAAGUACAAAUGAAGAACUAUCACAUUCUCCAGGAUCUAAUACAUCAUCAGUAUUUUUUGAUGACCCAAUUAAUUAUCAAGCAUUACAAAAAAUGAAUGAAGGAUUAAAAACUGAAAUACACCGUUUGACACAUUCUAAUGAAGACAAUACGGCUAAGCUAAAAUUACAGCUUCAACAAUAUGAUGAACUUCAACAAGCAUAUAAACAACUUGAAAUAAAAUAUAAUCGAUUAUUAGAAAUAGAAAAAGUUUAUAAACAAAACAAAUCAUCUUAUGAUUCUUGUUUACAUGAAAAUGAACAAUUAAAAGAAAAAUUAUUACAUAUAGAAGAUGAAAUGAAUCGUAAAUAUUUAGAAGAAUAUAAUAAACAAAAAGAAAAAAUUGAUCUAUUAGAAAAUGAUCUUGUAACAUUGAAAUCAACACAAAAUUAUCAACAAGAUUUACAAGUGAAAAUUGAACAUUUACAAAAAGAACUUCAACUUAGCUUAAUAGAAGAAUGUGAGACAUUACGACGUGCUUUAGUAGCUAAAUCAGAUGAAUUUGAUUUAAAACAGCGUGAAAAUGAACAAUUAAAAGCUAAAAAUGUUGAUCUUGAAUCAAUAAUUAAAUCAUUACAAGAUGCAAAUGAUUUACAAAAACGAUUAGAUGAUGAAAAUGAAGUAAAUAAACAAGAAUUAAAGAAAAAACAAGAUGAUUUUGAACAAUUUCAAAAAAUGCAUGAUACAACAAAACGAGAACAUCAAGCGACAAUUCAUGUACUUCAAGAAAAAAUUCAUGAUCUCGAACGUAAAACUGAAUCACAAAGUUUAAAAUAUGAAGAAAUUCUUCUUCAGUUAGAAUCAUUAAAAACGCAACAAAAACAACAUCGUGUAUUACCUUCAUCAACUGAAAAUAGUUCAUUGAUUAAUAAUCAUCAGAGUCCAUUAUCAACUAUGGUUGAUUCUCAAACAUCAACAAGAGAUGAUAGUGCACCAAUUCAUUCUCGUCAACGAUUAACAAAUUCAAAUGAUAAAUUAGCUCGAAUUGUUGUAGCAAAAUAUUCAUAUGAACCAUUAAGAUUUUCUCCAAAUGAUCAUCCAGAAAUUGAAUUGCCACUUAAAUUAGGAGAAUAUUAUAUUAUCUAUGGGAAUAUUGAUGAAGACGGUUUUUAUGAUGGUAGAAAUUUAGAAGGUCGAUAUGGUUUGAUACCAUCAAAUUUUAUUGAACUAGUAAAAUAUCCAAAUGAUAUACCUGAAAAUUCAAAACAUAAUAUCCAAAAAUUAAUCGGAAAUAUAUUUCCUAUUGAUGAACGAACUUCACAUCAUCGUGAUCAAAUGUUUAGUUCAGAUUCGGAUUCAUUUAAUAUGAAUUCUUCCAUUCUUAAUCCAACAGUCCGAACGCCAACAAAUAGUAAUUCAUCGGAUAUGACAAUUAGUGAUCUUUCCUAUGGAAAAAAUAUUCCACAUCCAAUUAAUCUUCACAUUGAAAAAUUUCUUAAUAAUAGUGUUUUAAUUGCUUGGGAUCCUCCUUUAUCUAAUGUACAAAUUUUUGGUUAUCAAAUUAUGCUUGAUCAUAAACUUUAUACAACUAUUCAUAGUAAUGAACGUACACGAGUUUUAAUUGAAAAUAUAAAUUUCAAUGAAAAAUAUCAUCGAAUUAGUAUUCGAACAAUGACACAACUUGGUUUAUCACGUGAUCAACAAUGUACAUUAUUAUUAACAAAUUCAAAAGAUUUAUCUUAUACUCCAAAAGAUUUACGUAUUGAUCGAAUAAAUCAAACAUCAGCUGUUGUUUCAUGGUGGCCAGCAUCAAAUGAUAUUAUUCAUAAAUUAUUUGUUAAUGAUAAAGAAGUACAAACAAUUAAACCAGGAAUUUAUCGAUUUAAAUUAACAAAUUUAUCACCAAAUACAAUUCAUAAAGUAACAAUUAAAGCAAAACCAUCAAUAGCAACUAGUAUACAACAACAAUUAAUAGCUUCCAUUGAAUUUCGAACAACUUCAUUUGACGAAUCAAUUGAACCACCUAGACGAGUGCAAGCUACUGCUGAUACACAAUCAAAUACAGUACAUGUUUCAUGGGAACCAUUAUCCACAAUAAGUGCAAUUCGUGGUUAUCGAAUACUUAUUGAUGGACGUCAAAUAUUAGAUAUCACAAAUCCAUCAAAUGAUCAUACAGUAAUAAAUUUGAAUAUAUUACAUCAUGGACGAUUUUUAACUAUUCGAACUUUGACUGACAAUGGUGGUGAAUCACAUGAUUCAAUGCCCAUUGAUAUUGAUGAUAUUUUAAAAAAAACUUCUCAUCCAUUAUCAACAAUAUCAUCAGAACCACCCAUACCUAUUAUUGCAUCUCCUUUAUUAAAACCAACAGUAAAUGGAAAAGAAAUAAGUAAAUUCUUAACUCGAUCAUCAUUAGAAUCUCCUUCAACAACAUCAUCAAUAAGUACAGAUAUACCACAAAUUGAAUUAAAUUCAAAUACUUCUAAAACAACAUCAAAUAAUAAAUUCACAUUUAAACCACAUGAUAUUUCGGAUUCAAAUCGAAUUCGAACAACAAUCAAUGAAAAUUUUGAUGUAAAUAAAUCCACAUUAUCUGGCGAACAACGUUCAACUCCAACAACACCAAAUAAAAAUGGACGAUUACAAAGAUCAACAAGAAUAAAUAAUCAUUUACUUGAUAAAACUAAUACUUCACCACGAUUAUUUAUUGCUUUAUUUGAUUAUGAUCCACCAGCAAUGUCACCAAAUCAAAAUAGUGAUGAAGAAUUACCAUUCAAACAAGGACAAAUUAUCAAGAUCUUUGGUGAUCAAGAUGCUGAUGGUUUUUAUAUUGGCCAAACAGAAAAUGGACAUACUGGUUAUGUCCCUAGUAAUAUGGUCUCAGAAGUAGAAGUUACGGAUUCUGAAAAUGAAUCAACAAUAACUGCCGUAUCAUCCAAAAAACGAACAUCAUCUCUAUCAGCACCAAAAAGUCCAAAACCAAUUAAAAAAAUGGUUGCCUUAUUUGAUUAUAAUCCAAGUGAAUAUUCACCAAAUAUAAAUUCUAAUGAUGAAUUAUCGUUUCAUUCUGGUGAUGUUAUAUAUAUACAUGGAAAUAUUCAUGAUGAUGGAUUUUAUUCGGGUGAAUUAGAAAAUGGAAAAAAAGGUCUUGUACCAUCAAAUUAUCUUAAAGAAAUAUCUGAUGAAAAUGCAAUAGAAAAACCUAUUGAAGCGAAUGAAAAACAACAAACAUCAACAAACGUGAACGAUAAUGAAACGGCAACAGAAAAACCAAUCGAACAACCACCGGCUCCUUCUACUGAAGCUCCAAAAGUUGGCUUUUUCGAUCGUUUUAAAAGUACAUUUUCAUGGAACUUAAAUGAACCGAUUUGA
Rotaria sp. Silwood1 is the source of this 3453-nucleotide messenger RNA. NCBI's taxonomy places the organism in Eukaryota, Metazoa, Rotifera, Eurotatoria, Philodinida, Philodinidae. The record is from the annotation of a GenBank genome assembly.